CGAAGCCAUCUGAAUGCUAAGCCAAGGCAGAAUGCUAACAGGGUAGCAACUUCAGUGGUGGUGUUUAUUCUUAAGCCCUCAGGCAGCCAGACUGCCCUAGGCAAAUCUUGAUAAAAUAACCCUUUUCUAGGUUUUUAGUUAAGGAAUCCUAAGAAGACCUGCGAAUGGAGAGACAGCAAGUGUCAGAGAAGGACAGGUAUCAGUUUCAACACGAGGGAGCAGUGGAGCUGCUUGUCUUUAAUUUUUUGCUCAUCCUUACCAUUUUGACAAUCUGGUUAUUUAAAAAUCAUCGAUUCCGCUUCUUACAUGAGACCGGAGGGGCGAUGGUGUACGGCCUCAUAAUGGGAUUAAUCAUACGAUAUGCUACGGCACCAACUGAUAUUGAAAGUGGAACUGUAUAUGAUUGUGGAAAACUGGCCUUCAGUCCAUCAACUCUGCUGAUUAAUAUCACUGACCAAGUUUAUGAAUAUGAAUAUAAGAGAGAAAUAAGCCAGAACAACAUCAAUCCCCACCAAGGCAAUGCUAUCCUAGAAAAGAUGACAUUUGAUCCAGAAAUCUUCUUCAAUGUUCUGCUGCCACCAAUUAUAUUUCAUGCAGGAUAUAGCCUGAAGAAGAGACACUUUUUUCAAAACUUGGGAUCUAUUUUAACAUAUGCCUUCUUGGGAACUGCCAUCUCCUGUAUGGUCAUAGGGUUAGUUAUGUAUGGCUUUGUGAAGGCUAUGGUAUAUGCUGGCCAGCUGAAAAAUGGAGACUUCCAUUUCACUGACUGUCUGUUUUUUGGUUCACUGAUAUCUGCUACAGAUCCAGUGACCGUGCUGGCCAUCUUCCACGAGCUGCACGUGGAUCCUGACCUGUACACACUCUUGUUUGGAGAGAGUGUGCUGAAUGAUGCAGUGGCCAUAGUCCUCACAUAUUCUAUAUCCAUGUACAGUCCCAAGGAAAAUCCAAAUGCAUUUGACGCUGCGGCAUUCUUCCAGUCCGUGGGGAAUUUCCUGGGAAUCUUCGCCGGCUCAUUUGCAAUGGGGUCUGCAUAUGCUGUUGUCACGGCACUAUUGACCAAAUUCACCAAACUGUGCGAGUUCCCUAUGCUGGAAACAGGCCUGUUUUUCCUGCUGUCUUGGAGCGCCUUCCUGUCAGCGGAGGCCGCCAGCCUAACAGAGAGAAAGAACUUAUUUAACUACUUGAUAGUAAAAUGUAUCAUCAGUUUUAUCCUAUGGAUAGUCGCUGUUCUCUUCUGUGGAGUCACACAGGCACAUUAUACCUACAACAAUCUGUCAUCGGAUUCCAAAAUGAGGACUAAACAGUUGUUUGAAUUUAUGAACUUCUUGGCUGAGAACGUUAUCUUCUGUUACAUGGGCCUGGCGCUGUUCACAUUCCAGAAUCAUAUCUUUAAUGCUCUUUUUAUACUUGGAGCCUUUCUAGCAAUUUUUGUUGCCAGAGCCUGCAACAUAUAUCCCCUCUCCUUUCUCCUGAAUCUGGGCCGAAAACAGAAGAUCCCCUGGAACUUUCAGCACAUGAUGAUGUUUUCAGGUCUGCGAGGAGCGAUAGCAUUUGCCCUCGCUAUCCGGGACACAGAGUCUCAACCCAAGCAGAUGAUGUUCACCACCACGCUGCUGCUCGUGUUCUUCACAGUCUGGGUGUUUGGAGGGGGGACGACCCCCAUGCUGACUUGGCUUCAGAUCAGAGUUGGUGUGGACCUGGAUGCAAAUCUGAAGGAGGAGCCCUCUUCACACCAGGAAGCUAAUAACUUGGAUAAAAGCACGACAAAAACGGAGAGUGCUUGGCUCUUCAGAAUGUGGUACGGUUUUGACCAUAAAUACCUGAAACCAAUUUUAACCCACUCUGGUCCUCCGCUGACCACAACGUUGCCCGAAUGGUGUGGUCCAAUUUCCAGGCUGCUCACCAGCCCUCAGGCCUAUGGGGAACAGCUGAAGGAGGAUGAUGUGGAAUGCAUCGUAAAUCAGGACGAACUGGCCAUGAAUUACGAGGAACAAGCCACCUCACCCUCCAGUCCUCCUGCAAGGCUGGGUCUGGACAAGAAAGCUUCGCCCCAGACUCCAAAGAAGGAGAACAUUUAUGAGGGGGACCUCGGCCUGGGAGGCUAUGAACUCAAGCUUGAGCAAACUCCAGGUCAAUCCCGGCUGAAUUAAUGGGCAUGAGAAGUGCAGACGUAAUCACAAGUUACGUCUACAGGGCUCACUGAGGAAUACAAGCCAAACUGGCAAGGCAAUUCAGAGCAGAGGCUGGAAAAUAUAUCAAGAGCAUAAAUUAGAGAGAAUCAAAACCUUGUCAUAUGUAUCCUCUGGUGCCUGAAAAAAUGAGAAUUUAUUAUCGUCCCUCUAUAUUAUGCAACUGAAUUUCAGUUUUGACAGCAGCCAUUCUUAUUAAUGAAUUGGGCAGGGUGGAAAAGGUGGAGAGGGGAGGAAGCCAGGAGUCCAGCUGCUGUAGACACAGAGACACGCGCUCUGUGUCUGCAGGGUGUUUAUUCUCUGCAUGCAGCACUUGGCCCUUCACUUAAAUUUUUGGAUUUUAUUCACAUCAUUAGGGAAGAGUCUAAACAUAAGAAAAAGAGUUUCCGAGCAGAACAUAUUGCUCCUAAGCCGAAGGGAAUGCCCACUUAUUUAGUAAGUGAUAAGGUUUACAUUUUUAGGACCUAGACUCCCACGUGCACUUACGGGGCUAUUUGCUGAGCUCAGAUCAGUGCUCGGUACCCCUGCUGACAGCCUCACCGAACCCACGCCACAGGAAACCCACUCUUCUCAUUAGCACCCUUUCCGAGCUGCUUCUCCUAUUGAAUGAAGGGGUUGGUUACAGUUGGCUGUACCCUGCACUAAAUGCAACUUUGCUUUCCAACUUGGUAGGACCCCUUUCCAGGGAAAGCUGGUUUCUUUUCCCCAUACCAUGUUUCACCUGAAGAAUGAGCCUUCUUGUCCUUGCUUGCAUUUGAGUCUUUCUUUGGGUCGUUAGUGGGUCCCCUCUGCAUGCUGGGUAAUGAGAUUCCGCAGCAUAGAUUGCUCUCUACAUGGCAGGAGACGGUGCAGGAGCCCUGACCUGUCCUCCGAUUCCACUCGCAGCUGGUUAGCAGCACAGGAGCCGGAGUGGGAGCAGCAGAGCUGAUGACAUGGACCACGUCAUCAUUGACUCCCCUUACAAGACGUGACCCAUGACCCCAGACAGAGAGACCAACACAAUAGCUUUUAAUGCAGCUGCAUGACCAGUGCCUUUAAGCUAUACAGAUACCUCAAGCCUAGCUUCUCCUGAAAUACAGAGGUGACAUUAGACUCCAAGAAGCAAGCUCCACAUGCCCAGGCCAUUAGGAGUCUGCUUCAGGGAGGUAGGGAAUGACAUCUUCCUGGGACCCAGAGCUUGGGAGUGACAUAUGCUUUGCUGACCAGUUGUUAGGCCUUAAACGUUAACCAUGGUGGUGUCGGGCACACUGCUACACAUAUCAAUUUUCUUGGUUUCCAAACAGCAGGAUCUAGGGGCACAAACUGCUUUGUACUCAGCUAAAUAUAAUCUGGUCAUUCCAGGUAAAUAUGGCAAAUGGUGAAGCAUGAACUUUUCUAAUUUGAUUUAAUCCUAA
Rhinolophus ferrumequinum (greater horseshoe bat) is the source of this 3583-nucleotide messenger RNA. RefSeq names its product solute carrier family 9 member A9 (gene SLC9A9). Gene Ontology annotation, biological process: regulation of pH; sodium ion transport; proton transmembrane transport. Gene Ontology annotation, molecular function: sodium:proton antiporter activity. Gene Ontology annotation, cellular component: recycling endosome; membrane. Bases 165 to 2150 code for a protein of 661 amino acids. Lineage: Eukaryota; Metazoa; Chordata; Mammalia; Chiroptera; Rhinolophidae. The record is from RefSeq and is a predicted model, not a curated record. The transcript is spliced from 17 exons.